Echinostoma caproni is the source of this 792-nucleotide messenger RNA. The record is from the annotation of a GenBank genome assembly. Lineage: Eukaryota; Metazoa; Platyhelminthes; Trematoda; Plagiorchiida; Echinostomatidae.
AUGGUGGCUGGUGACAACAAUUCGGCCAUGCCAGGCGGUUUCAUCGUGAGCCGUAUGGACCCAUCCGAGGUCUUGAACCUCGCCGGUGAAUUCGUUGUACAGUAUUAUACAGUUAUGCGUAAAUGUCCCUCCGGAUUACAUCGGUUCUACAAAGAUGACUCCGCCAUGAUACGCGAAAAUGCUACAGUUUUCGGUCAAAAAAUGAUUCAUGAGAAAAUAAUGAGUAUGAAUAUUGGCAACUCCCGUGUGGGCAUUUUGCGGCUUGAUGCUCUUAGAGCAAAUGGAAAUAGUGUUCUUAUUCAGGUUUCUGGUGAAGUCAGCUUUGGUGGCUCGGAGUUUCGUCGAUUCAUGCAAAGUUUUGUUUUGUGUGAGCAGGCGCCGUAUGACUUCUACGUGCUUAAUGAUAUAUUUCGGUAUCAAGACCAUGUUUAUGGUGAUGUGAAGGCGGAAAACGUUCCCACGGAAGUUGAAACCGAAACGCCUCACAGAGACGAAGUAGAAACUCGAGAUGAGGAGCCUCCACGUGAGCCGGCUCCGUCUCCACAAUCACCAGCUGUUCAGCAAGCAGUAACUCAAGCGCCUUCAAGCGUUGAACCCACCCAACCUGCACCACAACAGCCGCGUAGUUGGGCCCAGAUGGUUUCCAAACAACCAUCUCACCCAGUUGUUAACAUGCAGUCAAAGCCAAUGCGCGCUUCAAUGCCCGCACCCGCAGUUCAGGGUUUCGACGAUUCCAACAAAGGUGUUCGCCCGUCGGCUGCGACCGCCGGCACAUCGUUGAAUCAGCGGUAA